AGCUGCCGUACUUUCUGAGGUCACAUGAUUUUGUUUACAAGGAAGUAGCGAGUCACUAUACAACUAUUAAACAUCCACGCCUAUCAACAAUGUAACAAAGAUAUAUUUAAAGAAACGGUUUGGUUAAUAUGCGGUGUUAAAUAUCGUUCUUUAUAAGAAGCAAGGGGUUCAUUUUAGCCUCAUAGCAUAUGAGCUAAAGUAAGCUGAGCUAGCUUUGACACUCAGGAGCUGUCUUUGCCUUUUUCUAACUGUAAUGUUGACAGCAGAUCUCCAGAUGUUUAAGCUGGCUUUUUAAAUACAGUUCUCAUUAGAAGCUAUGCGAUCUUUAAACUACGUCCAACGUGUCAGCUUGGACUUUUCAGGGACCCUGUUUCCUCAUGCUAUCUGUCUGGGAGAUGCAGACAACGACUCGCUGAAUGAGCUGGUUGUAGGGGACACCAACGGGAAGCUGUUUGUAUACAAGAAUGAUGACUCAAAACCCUGGGUCACCAGAACCUGUGUGGGCAUGCUGACCUGUGUUGCAGUUGGAGAUGUCUGCAAUAAAGGAAGGAACUUUGUGGUUGCCGUCGGUGCGGAAGGCUGGUUCCACCUCUUUGACCUGACAGCUUCCUCUGCUAGUAAAUCAGAUUCAUCCAGUCAGCAUGAAUUCAUGUCCUUCGAUGACCAGAAGCCCCUCUUCACCCAACAUAUUCCCGCCAACACUAAAGUCAUCCUCAUAAGCGAUAUUGAUGGAGAUGGCCGCAGUGAGCUGGUGGUGGGAUACACAGACCGGGUGGUGCGUGCUUUCCGUUGGGAGGAGCCAUCUGAGGGAUCGGAGACGGGAUCCGGUCAGCUGGUUCUCCUGAAGAAGUGGCUUCUGGAGGGGCAGGUGGACAGUUUGUCGGUGAACCCGGGUCCGGAGGGUUUACCGGAGCUGAUGGUGUCUCAACCUGGCUGCGGCUACGCCAUCCUGCUGUGCUCCUGGACCCAGCAGGACUCCUGCAGCUCCGGGGAGGAGGCCCCCGCCACCCCCGGGAGUGAGGGACCCUCCAGAGAUGUGGUUCUCCAUCUGACCACCGGGCGGAUACACAACAAGAAUGUCUCCACUCAUCUUAUCGGCAGCAUCAGUAAAGGCUCAAAAGAAGAAUCUUCUAAAUGUGGGCUGUUUGCUCUCUGUACGUUAGAUGGCACCCUGAAACUGAUGGACAGCUCCGAGCAGCUGCUGUGGUCGGUCCAGGUGGAUCAUCAGCUGUUUGCUCUGCAGAAACUCGACGUCACUGGAGACGGCAGAGAGGAGGUGGUGGCGUGUGCCUGGGACGGCCAAACAUACAUCAUUGACCACAACCGGACUGUGGUGCGCUUCCAGUUCGAUGAGAACGUCAACGCCUUCUGUGCGGGUCAGUACACCUGUAAGGAGGGGAAGAACAGCCCCUGUCUGGUAUACGUGAGCUUCAAUCACAAAAUCUACAUCUACUGGAAGGUGGAGCUGGAGCGCAUGGAGUCCAGCAACAUGUUACGAGUCCUGGAGGACAACCCCGAGUUUAAAGACCAUCUGAAGGUGCUGGGAGUCGAUACUGAGGGCCCGGCAGCAGUUAGAGCGGUGGUGACAGAUGUUCUCUACAAUGAUUCGCACACUUUACACACUGCUGUCCCUGUGGCCCCCUGACUGUAAAUACCCUGUUAAUAACCACUGAAUGAAUGUCUCUUGUGCUCUUGUUAUUCGUGUUCCCCGCAGACGGACGUGUCAGGUUCAGGUUUCUGAUCCGCUCGCUGCUGGCUGUACAAACUGCCCGGCUCAUCUGUAUUCAUUAGCCCAGGUUGCUGAAAGAGGAUAACAGCAUGAGGUAUAGUGCAGGGGAAAUUAAAAAAAAAAAGGUUUACUGAUUGAGGAGAAUCAGCUUUGGCAUUGUGGUGCUGUCUAGAUUGCAGAUUGUUACUUUGAGUACAUUUUUUCGUUAACCUUGUAAAAACCAACACUCCUCUUGCAUCAAGUCCUGAGAGCUAAGAGUGUAAAAUGAGUCUUCCAGGUGAAAAAUUAGAUCUUUAAAAGUCUUAAUUCUGCUGUAAGAAGCAUGAGUAUGCCGACAAUUAGAGCGUAGUUCCUGGUCAUAACUAGUUUAUAACCUUGGACUUUGGCCUUCUUGAUCAUAAGGCCAUUGCAAUUACUAGCGCGAAAUAUGAACUAAAAAGUCAAAGUAUGCCAUUUUAAAUGCAGCUGUCACAAGGUUGUAUUUUGCCUUAGCUCUGUCCAGCUCAAUCCAUGUGAUGUGACUGAUUGUGGGUCAUAAAUAGCUUGAAAAUCAUGCAGUCUGGUUUACUGAAAAAUGUGAACGGAUGCAGUUGUUAUUUGUGGGCAAAAUGAAUUUGACGUACUUUGUGUUGGGUGGUAUAAAGAGUGACGGUUAUCAUGAUGUAUAUUUGCUUUACUAUUACAGUUGGAGAAAAAAAUAAAGUACAAACAAAAGUAGA
Eleginops maclovinus (Patagonian blennie) is the source of this 2448-nucleotide messenger RNA. It is a transcript of the gene itfg2, whose product is annotated as integrin alpha FG-GAP repeat containing 2. The coding region runs from base 317 to 1645 and encodes 442 amino acids. The record is from RefSeq and is a predicted model, not a curated record. Gene Ontology annotation, cellular component: KICSTOR complex. Gene Ontology annotation, molecular function: protein binding. Gene Ontology annotation, biological process: regulation of TOR signaling. Lineage: Eukaryota; Metazoa; Chordata; Actinopteri; Perciformes; Eleginopidae. The transcript has 12 exons.